AUGGCGAAACACCUCACUCCAUCGACUACACCGCCGGCAAAAAGAUCUCUCGCACAAGAAGCUAUCAAUGCCAUGGAAAGUCCGAGCCCGGCGCCUGCGGACCCUGGCUCGUACGAGCUUGUCAACAUGAACCGAGACCUGAUGCGAUUCGCUGAUGCCGAUACGUUUACAUCACGGAGAUCAUAUCCGUCGCUGACGAGGAGUGGUGUUGCCCCUUCGCAGCCUUCUGCACCUGAUCAAAGGUUGAUAGACGACGGAGUAGAGCUGCUGAACCAGAUACUGGACUUCGUGUCCGAGAUUGGGCUUUUCUUGCUGGACUUGGAGCCUAGUGGAGUAGACAUUGGCUGUAUCGACGUAUUAGGCGCGGUGGCAUGGAAGUCUAUUAGCAAACUCCUUCACCGGCUCCUAGAUGAUCGCUCUCCAGCAAAGUUGGAAUCUGCCUCGCGAGCAAUAUCUGAGCAGACGUCUCUGCCCCUUGUGUUUCCUCCGACAGCUGCGGACGGCGCACUUGACUCUAUGCUUUCGCCGGAGAACAUGCGAUGGGAAGUCGUGGGCAUGUGGGCUGCGUUAGUCGGCAUCUGGCUGGGUGGCGAGAAAGACCGAUCGCUUGGAUUCGCCGUUCAGAAGGGGUGGAAGUCAGAUCGAAAAACCCUGAUGCAGACGGUAUUCGGAGCUUGCACACGUUGCGAGUCUCUCUGUAAUCGCAUCGGCGCCGUUAACGAUUUGAUGCUGUGGUUUGUGAUACAAAUGCUGCUGUUUGCGACGUGGUGUUACGGCGAUGACUCCUAUCACGUCUUUCGCCUGAUGGGCUCCUUGACCUCUGUGUUCCUCGCGCUCGGUUAUCACAAAAGGGUGCAAGAAGAUCAUGUAACACCGCUCUACUUGGUCGAGAUUCGGAGAAGAAUCAUCUCUUGGGCACAUGAUCACGACAAGGUCGGCGCCUGCUUCACCUCGCGACCUCCUCGACUCAGCCAUCACUUUUGUGCGUUCGACUUGCCACUUGAUAUACCCGACUCCGCCAUUACAGGGCCUGCCGAAGCCCUCCGCGAGGCAGCCGCCAACCUCGAUGAACAUGGUUGGAACACACAAGGCGAGAUAUACCGAGGAGCCCGCCUGCGUGUGACGCUGCUGUUCUCUCCAAUCUUUGAAGAAGCGCUCGAGCUCAAGAAUGGCCACACUACACGGUCUACACCCGAGCUCGUUGUCAAGGCAAGAGACGCCUUAGAGAGGAUUUCCUUGACCUGGCAGUCUAUUCCACAGCAAAUUAGGUUCGCAGCUAAUCACGCGCAGCGGCUGACGGACGAAGACACGCCUAUUGUGAUGACACAGGCCCUGCGGCUCCAUUAUCUUUUCAUAGAAUUUAUCCUCUACACGGUACUUGCCAAUGCGGGCGAGAGUGAGCACGAACGAGUCAUAGCAACCGCCCACGAGGUUGUAUCUCUUGUCCUUUUACCUACCCGGCAGCGAGAGGCAAUGGACAGCCGCCGGUCAGACAUUGAAUGGACUUUGGUGUUCUUCGCCAUGCCUUGUGCCAGCGUUCUGGUAUUGGAACUUUUAUGGCAGGCGCAGCAUCCAGGAGAGUUGCACAUCCACAACCGCAGCGGCAUCAUUCAAGAUAUCAGUGUCCUGAUAUCCUGCUGUGAGUCGCUGACCGAGCAGGGCCAAAACAACUAUGCGAUAUGCAAGCAAGCCCAGACAAUCUUCUCCAAAAGCCUUGACUCCAUUCUGAACCAGAACAGUGCUGCCGGGGCGUCUUUGGGCAACCAUUUGCAGCAAUCGGUGUCCUCCCAGCAGCAGCAGCAGCUGGCCUUUGAGGGCGAUGCCUUUUCCACUCAGCUCAGUGAAGAUCCCAUUCCGGACUGGACGUCCUGGCUCGAGUCAGUCGGCCUCCAGGCUGAUCCAUGGCUGGACUCCAUCACAUGGCCAGCGGACUUUCCAGCAGAUCCGCUCCCAUGA
Messenger RNA from Saxophila tyrrhenica, 1956 nucleotides. RefSeq lists its product as uncharacterized. Lineage: Eukaryota; Fungi; Ascomycota; Dothideomycetes; Mycosphaerellales; Extremaceae. The transcript has 4 exons. The record is from RefSeq and is a predicted model, not a curated record. Bases 1 to 1956 code for a protein of 651 amino acids.